Molecule: messenger RNA, 4757 nt
Organism: Cavia porcellus (domestic guinea pig)
Lineage: Eukaryota; Metazoa; Chordata; Mammalia; Rodentia; Caviidae
Gene: Cpq
Product: carboxypeptidase Q
Exons: 7
Coding region: 34-1389 (451 amino acids)
Biological process (GO): proteolysis; thyroid hormone generation; peptide catabolic process
Molecular function (GO): metallodipeptidase activity
Source: RefSeq, a predicted model, not a curated record
AUCAUUUUAGGAAGAAAACCAUUUGGACAAAAAAUGAAGUUCCUUAUCUUCACAUGUGUUGGUGUUGUUAACCUUCUGUCUCUGGGCUCUGGGAAAACUAUAUACAAGAGUGACGGCUCUCGGCGAACUUUUCAAGAAAUAAAAGAAGAAAUAGCCAGCUAUAAGGAUGUGGCUAAAGAAAUUAUCGACCUUGCUGUUUAUGGGAAAUUCCAGAAUCGGUCCUAUGAGCGACUGGCACUUUUAGUUGACACUGUUGGACCCAGAAUGAGUGGCACCAGGAACCUUGAAAAGGCCAUCCAGAUCAUGUACAGAAACCUGCAGGACGACGGGCUGGAGAAUGUCCACCUGGAACCAGUCAGGGUGUCCCACUGGGAAAGGGGCAGCGAGUCUGCUGUGAUGCUGACUCCGAGAGUUCACAGGAUGGCCAUUCUGGGCCUUGGCGGUAGCAUCGGGACACCCCCAGACGGCAUUACAGCCGGAGUUCUGGUGGUGGCCUCUUUCGAUGAGCUGCAGAGAAGGGCCUCGGAAGCAAGAGGGAAGAUUGUUGUUUAUAACCAACCUUACAUCAGCUACGCGAAGACAGUGCAGUACCGAGUCCGGGGGGCAGUGGAGGCUGCCAAGGUGGGGGCUUUGGCCUCCCUCAUCCGAUCAGUGGCUUCCUUCUCCAUCUACAGUCCUCACACAGGCAUGCAGCAAUACCAGGAUGGUGUGCCCAAGAUCCCAACAGCCUGUAUUACAGUGGAGGAUGCAGAAAUGCUAUCAAGAAUGGCUUCUCGUGGUAACAAAAUUGUCAUUCAGCUGAAAAUGGAAGCGAAGAAUUACCCAGGUACAGAUUCUUACAACACUGUAGCAGAGAUCGUUGGGAGCAAGUACCCAGAGCAGGUGGUGCUGGUCAGUGGACAUCUGGACAGCUGGGAUGUCGGGCAGGGUGCCAUAGAUGAUGGCAGCGGAGCCUUUAUAUCAUGGGAAGCACUCUCACUUAUUAAAGCUCUCGGGUUGCGGCCAAAGAGAACUCUGCGCCUGGUGCUGUGGACUGCAGAGGAGCAAGGUGCACUGGGCGCCUCCCAGUAUUAUCAGUUGCACAAGGUAAAUAUUUCCAACUACAGUCUGGUGAUGGAGUCUGACUCAGGCUUAUUCCUGCCCACUGGGCUGCAGUUUACUGGCAGUGAGAAGGCCAGAUCCAUCAUGGAGGAGGUCAUGAGCCUGCUGCAGCCCCUCAACAUCACUCAAGUCUUCAGGGGUGCAGAUGGGGCAGACAUCAACUUCUGGAUCCAAGCUGGAGUACCAGAUCUGUGCUGCGCCUGCUCAAAAAGCAGCUCAGUGACUUCGGCUCUUCUCCUUCUCAGAAGAUGGCAAAUGCUUUCAUCUCAUGAGUUGGUUUCUCUAUGAUUUCUUAUGGCUGCAUUUACUUAAGAAAAAUAGUAAUCGUGAACAACCUGAAGUCAGUAGUGGUCAACUCUGGCAUGGCUUCUUGAUAAAUAUGUCAACCUUAAGCUUCCUUCUUUCAGCUUAUGAAUGUGCAAAGAGUUGUUUUUAAAUGUCUGGCUUACUAUUUUUAACACACUGCAUAUGAAAGAUACUUUAAAAACUGCAAAUCUGGUUGCACUGAGAGAACAUGGCGGACAGACAACAGCAACUACUGAACACUCUCUAAAGGCUCGGCUCAGAGGCCAGGAAUGAUGCGGACUAAGGAGAUACGAACCAGUAGAGAUAUGCUCUGCUGACUCAGGAACGAACUGGGCUGAGAGAAUCCAACUUGGAAUACAGUCCUGGCGCUAAAAUAGGAACAGAAAAAUCUCGGUGUGGAGGCUCGACUCCGCGCCAUUGGAAACCGAGGUUUGGAUUUCCCGCCGCCCGGCGGCCGGCUACCUCCACAGCAGCUCGGCAAGGAGAGACGCGACCGCCGAGCUCUGGGAACGGGAGUCUCCGAACGGAGUCGGAAACGCGACGGACAGGGAGGAAGGCUGACUGGUGGCGAGGUGAGCGAGGAACUGACUCCCUACCGCAGUUUGACUCCAGCGGAGGUUUUUCUGGGCGCGGGCAGUCCUGUAAGAGCAGGGCGCGGUGGCAACUGCAGCCGCACGUUUCCCUCUCGGACGGGAUUGGUGAAAGGUGCCUGGCCGGAGGGACACUGCUUGCGGACUCCCUAGGCUGGCCUAACCCAGAUCCCAGAGCCUGACGGUGGCCCGGAGGAGCGACUGACUCCCGCGUAGGCUGCCUCCUCCGCAACUCCCUGGGGCGCAGCAGUGAGCGGGAACAACUAGCCAGCGCAAUUUGAUCAAGCUGUGGCUGACAGGCAGGGAAGCCGGGCCUCCUGUGUAAGAUUACAUUUUAUAAGGAACAGAAAAUAUGGGGAAGGGAAGCAACAAAAAAGGCUCCUCAACCCCCAAUCCUGAGAAUCAGGCAAUAGUGGACACUGCACCAAUAUACAUUAAGCGCCAUUUAGAGAGCCUCAUAGACCAAUUCAGGAAUGAAGUUAUCAAUGACCUGAAGCUAGAAGUAUGCAGAAUAGUUAGAGAAAUGCUAAGCACCACCCAGGAAAAAGCAGAUGGUGGAAUGGAAGAACAGAAAAAGAGGGGAGAAUUGCUUGAUGGAGAAAACAGAGAAAGCAUUGAGUAUGUGAAGCAGGUGCAAAGGGACUAUCAAGAAAUUAAGAAGUCUACCCAAGACUGGCAUAACAGCUUGAAAGAAACUAAGGACAGACUAUCUCAAUUGGAGGGCAGACUUGAAACAUGGGAGAAUGAAAUGAAAAACUUCUUAAAAAUAACAAAGAAACACACAGCAAUAAUACAAAGACAAGAAGAUGAUAAGAGGAGCCAUAACUUAAGGAUUAAGAACAUAAAAGAAGAAGUAGGGACACAAACAAGUGAACUACAAAAGCUACUCACAGAAAUAAUCCAGGAGAAUUUUCCUAAUUUAGCAAAAGGUAAAGAUACUCAAAUGUAUGAGGCAUACAGGACCCCAGCUACCUACAACCCUAACGAGAAACACCCAGGCAUAUAAUAAUAAAAAUUCCAGAAAUUCAAUACAAGAACAGAAUAUUAAAAGCUGUAAGAGACAAGAAACAGAUCACUUACAAGGGAAGACCCAUCAGAAUUACACCAGAUUUCUCUUCACAAACCAUCAAAUCACGAAGAGCAUGGGGAGAAAUAAUUCAAGCUUUGAAAGAUAAUAAUCUACAGCCAAGAUUGAGAUAUCCUGCACAACUGUCCCUGGAAAUUGAUGGAAAAACGAGGUGCUUCCAGGAUAAAGAGGAACUGGGGGAAUUUGCAACCACCAAUUCAACCCUACAGAAAGUAUUGCAGGAUAUUCUAAAAAAAGAAAAAUACAAAGAACCCAGAAAUAGGGGCGGGGAGGCCACAACGAAUGGAGCAGAGAACAAAAUGAAGAAGACAAACUGACAGCUACUGACAGAAAAAGAGCUCAACAGAAAUGAGACAGAAGAUUGGAUGAUAGGAACAGCUUUUUUUGGAGAAAAUGACAUCUUAAUAGGUAAUGCUGAUUUAGUACCAUCUUGUUUUGAAGUCUCAUCUAGCUUUUGUUCUUCUGUCUCCAAUGGUCUAAACAGGUUGUAUCUUAUUGGAUUUUGUUAUGUACGAUAGUAUAAGAAAAAACCUUUUAAAGACAAGGAGAUUAUACAGAGACCAUUGUUCAUUUUCUGUUAGUCGAUUCUAAAUACUCUAUAAUGCUGUCAUUCUCUUAAAUGGAUUUACAUUGUUUUGAUAUACUUAAUGCUACAGUAUAUGAAGUUGUACUCAAGGACUUCAGGGAGGGAGUCAAUAUGGUAACUAUUUUUGGGUCAGGAUUAGCUGGUGGUGAAACACUAUUCUGCUUAAAUGGUUAUGUUUUGAUCUGCCCUGUUUCGCUGUUAUGCCCUCCUUUUUCUCAAUCUCCACUCCAUUAUUUACUUUUUUAUUUUUAUCCAUUUAAUUAAAGGGAAAAAUAUAGCAGGAUAUAAUAUAGUAACCCACUUUGACUUUCUAUUAUCUCGAUUUGAAGCCUUGUAUUACUCUCACCAUCUUGUUUUUGACUGAGGUUCCUAUAUUCUGUUUUGCUGGAUAGUAUCAGGUUCGAAAGUUUAGGCAUCAGCUGAGAAGAUAAUGAGAUUCAUUAUAACGCCCAUUCUCGUUGACUUUUAUCUACUUUUGAAGACCUACAAUAUCUCCAAUGUUUUGGUUUUGUCGGUUUUAUUCUUUACGGUUUUGUUCAAUUGUAUUACAACUAAUGAUAUAGGCAAUUCUAUUAGAAAUAGCGGGAGGCAUUAUGGUAACCAUUGUUGAUCACCUUGUAUUAUGUUUUUAUAUUAUCUAUUAUGUCCACCCUUUUGACUUGACCAAUUCUGUUCCGUUAUGUCACAUUUGGUUUUACUCUCUUCCAAAAAAGCAACAAGAACCGUGGGAGCAAUGAAACCCAAAAUGUGUAAUAGUCACUGUACAAAAGAGAGGAAAAGAAAGUGCUCUAAACUAUAUAACUGCAUGUAUAUUUAAAUGUAUAAGAUAGAAAAUGAUAGCACAGAGUAUUAUUGGAUCAUUGAACAGAACUGUUUGCAGUAUCAUUGUUGGAAUGUCCACUCUACAAGCUUUAAUUUUGUGACUUAAACAAUUAUUUCUAAGAUGGCAAUAUGUAAUCCAUUAACUAGUGAUUUCCUACUGCGCAUUUUUUUAUUCUGUAAAUCUGUAUAACUUGUACCCCUUCACUGUUUUUUUUUCUUUCUUUUCUUUUCUCCUUAAAUAAAAAUUAAAAAAAAAAACUGCAAA